AACGUCAGUAUAGUCUGCUCAUAGCGCUAUAGAGAUACUUCCGAAGACAAAAACGUGUGUAAAUUGUAUUAUUUUUAUGUAAAACUUGUGAUAAUUAUAUAAUCUUUAUUCAAAAUGAACGUAAGUUUUAAACCGCUAUCAAUUUUUGUGUUAAUAACAUUAACAAGUAUGUGCGAAGGAGGUUUACCAAUAUUUGACGCGAUUGUAUCGGGUGUCCAAAAAACUCGGUCGGAUAUUCAUAAUACUGCUCACAAGAUAAUCGAUACUCUGCGACCAAAUACGGAUAUCAGCUUUAACUUUGGGACAAGUUUUAAUAUCAAUCGAGGACAGCAUGUUUACGGUCCACCUAAUCAACCAGAAUAUGGAGUGCCUCCGGUACCACCUCAACAGCAACCGAAUUACGAACCACAAAACAACAAUCGACCCAAUAUUCCUGAUCAAAAUGGUUAUUACUACAAUAAGCCAAAUGAACAGCUGAACGACAACUAUAAUAAACCAAAUUACCCACACAUGGUCCAAAACAAUGGCAAUGCUAAUCUAAAUGAUAAUCAAGUUCCUACAAAUCAAAACAAAAAUGAAUACUACGACAAAAACGCUCAUUAUCAAGAAGAUACGUCAAAACCAAAACAAGAAACGAACCAGUCGCAAAUUGAGGCAGUGUUGGACAACAUUUUUGGUAACAAAAAACUCGAUGACAACAACAAUAAAUCAGAACACCACGACGACAAAAAUAAGGACGAUGAGCCGCUUUUCGUUCCACUGAACCCGAAAAGAGAGACCGCCGAGACUCAUGACCAAGUAAAAAACGAUGAUGAGGAAUUUCCAAUAGAUAUAAGGUUUAAACAAGAAUAAAUAUUAAAUUUAUUUUAAAUAUAACUAUUCAAUGUGUAAUUAAAUUUUCCAGAAGCUAUGAUUUGUGGUAAUAUUGAAAUAAAAGUAUUCUAACAAAGACGCAUUUAUUGUAUACUUUUAUUUAUAUCUAAAAGUAUGGUAUGUAUCUUCUGUCCUUGAAUGAGUCGAUGAUGUAUUGUAAGUUUGUUUGAUGAAAUAAAUAAAAUAUUUUUAAAAUGUAACGAGCUGUACAUCUAAUAAAUACGUCUAAUUAUAUGAUUGUUCAUUUAGUUACUCUUC
Achroia grisella is the source of this 1131-nucleotide messenger RNA. Its product is annotated as probable serine/threonine-protein kinase clkA. The record is from RefSeq and is a predicted model, not a curated record. Bases 115 to 852 code for a protein of 245 amino acids. The transcript has a single exon. NCBI's taxonomy places the organism in Eukaryota, Metazoa, Arthropoda, Insecta, Lepidoptera, Pyralidae.